This is a messenger RNA of Ostertagia ostertagi, 459 nucleotides long. The record is from the annotation of a GenBank genome assembly. NCBI's taxonomy places the organism in Eukaryota, Metazoa, Nematoda, Chromadorea, Rhabditida, Trichostrongylidae.
AUGAGGAUGCAGUACAUACUAGGCCUGUUGGCCUUACUGCUUGUCACCGUCGAUGCAGAUGUGUUCACGUCAAUCGCCGAUAUGCAAUCCUUGCUCCAGUCUGAGAAAGCUAUUCCAAAGAUCCUCAGAAAAUACAUUGAAAGCGAGUAUGAUCGUCUUGAAAAACUCAAAGAGUACGGUACUUUUUUGGCUGCAAUCAUGGAGAACAUUCACAUCAGCUUUUUAUUCAGUAUGAUACGGAAAUACGAGGAACGAAAUGAGGAAGCAAUGAACACUGACAUCAAGGACCUCAUCAACCCGAUCAAUGCUUUUCUUUUUAUCAAAAAGAAGGGACCAGGAGCUGAUCUGUUGCAGAUAUUCGACUGGAAGGGUAUUGAGCAUGCAAUGAUGUUGAAUAAAGCCGACUCAUUCCUGGAACGUAUUGCCAGCAAAGACCAAGGAUUCCGCUAUCCAACUGAG